Molecule: messenger RNA, 580 nt
Organism: Juglans microcarpa x Juglans regia
Lineage: Eukaryota; Viridiplantae; Streptophyta; Magnoliopsida; Fagales; Juglandaceae
Product: NADH dehydrogenase [ubiquinone] iron-sulfur protein 6, mitochondrial
Exons: 3
Coding region: 84-398 (104 amino acids)
Biological process (GO): mitochondrial electron transport, NADH to ubiquinone
Source: RefSeq, a predicted model, not a curated record
GCUUUCAACUCUUACCUUCUAAUUUUCCUCGUCCUCGUACCUACGGAUCAUAGAAUCAUAGAUACCACUUGGUUUUUGGAGGGAUGGCGUCGAGUUUGUUCAAAACCCUAAUCAGAUCGUCAUCGUCCAAUUCUCCAUCGGCGGCCAGAAACCUCUGCCUCGUGAGCGCCCAAGUCAGCAACCACACCGCCAAAUGGAUGCAGGAUAGAAGUAAGAAGUCCCCAAUGGAGUUGAUCAAUGAAGUUCCACCUAUUAAGGUUGAGGGCAGGAUUGUUGCUUGUGAAGGAGAUAGCAAUCCUGCACUUGGGCAUCCAAUUGAGUUCAUAUGCCUUGACCUGCAUGAGCCGGCAGUCUGCAAGUAUUGUGGCCUUCGCUAUGUUCAGGAGCACCACCAUUAGGAGUCUUAUGGUGAUUAUUAUGCUGCAUUGCAUUCUGCAGUGAUGAGUCCCCUAGGGAUAAUUGUGAAAUUGGCAGGGUGCAUAUUUGUACCGGCAUCUCCUUUUUUUCCCAGACAAAAUCAUGGUGUAAUGAUUUACUUUAGUGUGAUUAAUAUUAAGCGAAAAUAAGUAUUUGACAUGCC